Molecule: messenger RNA, 1327 nt
Organism: Mangifera indica (mango)
Lineage: Eukaryota; Viridiplantae; Streptophyta; Magnoliopsida; Sapindales; Anacardiaceae
Product: omega-amidase, chloroplastic-like
Exons: 10
Coding region: 66-1151 (361 amino acids)
Biological process (GO): oxaloacetate metabolic process; L-glutamine metabolic process
Cellular component (GO): mitochondrion
Molecular function (GO): omega-amidase activity
Source: RefSeq, a predicted model, not a curated record
AUUGACCAAAGUCCCCUGUCUAUGACGCCUUCUAAUUGAGCAGAGAAAGUGAAAGUGAAAGAGAAAUGAAGUCAGCUGUUUCGACAAUUCUGGCCCCUAAGAUUCGUCUCAAUUUCAAUCACUCUCCUCUCUCCAGCUCCUCCUCCGGUUUCUACUCUAAACCCAUUUCUCACCCUCACCGGCCCUCUUCCCUCCGCACUUAUUCAUCACCAACCUCAUCUCCAAUCAUGGCUGCUUCUUUCAAGCCUGAGCAAGCCAGGAACCCACCUGCUCUUCCCGUGCCCACUCCUCCACUUACCAAGUUUAAGAUUGGGUUAUGCCAGUUAUCUGUGACGGCUGAUAAAGAGAGGAACAUUGCACAUGCUCGAACUGCCAUCCAAGAGGCUGCUAAGAAGGGUGCCAAUCUCGUUGUUUUGCCAGAAAUUUGGAACAGUCCAUAUUCCAAUGAUUCCUUCCCAGUUUAUGCAGAGGACAUUGAUGCAGGUGGUAAUGCGUCACCAUCUACAGCUAUGCUUUCAGAAAUUUCUCGCCUUUUGAACAUCACCAUUGUUGGUGGUUCUAUCCCUGAACGAUCUGGGGAUCGGUUGUACAACACUUGUUGUGUAUUUGGUUCUGACGGAAAACUGAAAGCUAAGCAUCGGAAGAUACACCUUUUUGACAUUGACAUUCCUGGGAAAAUUACCUUUAUGGAAUCAAAAACUCUUACAGCUGGGGAGACUCCAACCAUUGUUGACACAGAUGUUGGGUGUAUUGGCAUAGGUAUUUGUUAUGACAUUCGGUUUCCGGAACUGGCAAUGAUAUAUGCAGCAAGAGGUGCUCACUUGCUGUGCUACCCUGGGGCAUUCAACAUGACAACUGGACCACUGCAUUGGGAGUUAUUACAGAGGGCAAGGGCUACAGAUAAUCAGUUAUAUGUGGCGACUUGUUCUCCUGCCCGAGAUGAUAAAGGAAGUUAUGUAGCCUGGGGCCACUCCACACUUGUAGGACCGUUUGGAGAAGUCCUAGCUACCACUGAACAUACCGAGGAUAUCAUUAUAGCAGAGAUUGAUUAUUCAAUAAUGGAUCUCAGAAGGGAAAACCUUCCAUUGUCAAAGCAGCGGCGAGGAGAUCUUUACCAAUUGGUAGACAUCGAAAGGCUUAACCCUCAGUGAUUUGAGCCAGGAAUGUCGGUAUGAUGCAUAGAAGAAGUUUUAUCGUAGUACAAGGGAGGCAGUAUGGUGAAAAUGAUGAGACUUUAAUAACCUCUGAAUCUAUUGUAAGAAUCUUAGAAUGGUAAUGCGAAGUUGAACAUUUAAAUAAUUAUCAAAAAUAAAUUUUGGUUGGAGUA